AUGUCGUCGCGGUCUGGAACCACCCUUUAUGUCACUGGCUUCGGCCAUGGCACGCGAGCCCGUGAUUUGGCAUACGAGUUUGAACAUUAUGGCCGGCUGGUCAGAUGCGACAUUCCCGCUCCACGAACUGCUUCAAGCCGACUCUUCGCUUUCGUCGAGUAUGAAAGUCGCCGCGAUGCAGACGAUGCGUACCAUGAGAUGCAUAACAAGCGAAUUGGACGUGAUGAUCUUCUGAAGAUUGAGUGGGCCCGUACCCCUCCAUCUGCAACGUGGCGAUAUGAAGCUGGUCGAGGCCGUGAAAGCCGCGAUAGUCGGGAUGGUCGCGACAGCCGAGACCGCCGUGACCGUGAUCGUUCUCCAGCUCGACGUAGCGGCCGUUCCCCAUCACCUCGUCGUCGCGACUAUUCUCCACGCAAGGAUGAUAGACGCGAUCGUGGUGAUCGUGACCGAGAGCGAGACCGCGACCGAGAUUACGAUGAUCGCCGCAGAUCUCGAAGCCCUGCAGACCGCGACCGAGAUCGGGACCGAGACAUGAAAGAUGACCGGGACCGCCAUGAUGAUGAUCGAGACAAUGCAAAUGGAGAUGAUCGCAAAGGUACGAUGGAUGUCGAUGUCUUUGAGGAUACCCAAUGGAUUUGA
Messenger RNA from Exophiala aquamarina CBS 119918, 639 nucleotides. RefSeq lists its product as uncharacterized. Gene Ontology annotation, molecular function: RNA binding. Gene Ontology annotation, cellular component: nuclear speck. The coding region runs from base 1 to 639 and encodes 212 amino acids. Gene Ontology annotation, biological process: mRNA splicing, via spliceosome. Lineage: Eukaryota; Fungi; Ascomycota; Eurotiomycetes; Chaetothyriales; Herpotrichiellaceae. The transcript has 3 exons. The record is from RefSeq and is a predicted model, not a curated record.